This is a messenger RNA of Entrophospora sp. SA101, 3558 nucleotides long. The record is from the annotation of a GenBank genome assembly. NCBI's taxonomy places the organism in Eukaryota, Fungi, Glomeromycota, Glomeromycetes, Entrophosporales, Entrophosporaceae.
AUGGUACAUAAUUAUCAGAAAAAGAUUGAUGAACUUUUGAAAAAAGCCCGUUCACAAGAUUCAAGCAAUAUUGUUAAAACAAGUAUUGCUACUGGUAAAUUGUCACCAGAAAAAUCACAACAACUGUUAGAAGAUGCGUGGUCCAGUAAUUCAAAAGUUGGUGUUGGAAACGGAUAUAAUUUAGUUGUCAAUUCAAGAAAAAGAAAGAGUACAAAAAUCAGCAAAAUACAUAAAAUUUUAAAACCAUCACGUAUUAAUAAAAAAAGAAUACUAUUUCCCAAAGGAAGCAAUACAUCACCUAAAUCACCAGAAUAUUAUUCGUCUUCUUCAGAUUCAAGUUCGGACUCUACUUUAAAUACUAGAAAAAAAUUGAGGAGUCGAGAAUUCACACCUGAAAAAAUUUCAAGGAACCAAGAAGAAACACCUACAAAUGCAAAUAUACUAGAAAAUUAUUUUCAUUCUGAAGGUCAACAUCAAAAUGCCAAUAGAUCAAUUAGAACCUUCACUGAAGAUAAUAUAGAUGAUGCUUCUCCAGAUACUAAAAGUAUUUUAACAUUAGCGAAAAAUUGCAAUUCGGAUGAUGGAUUUAAUUUACUAUUACAAAAUUAUCAAAUGGAAAAUCAAAAGGUAUACAAUCCUUUUUUUAAACAGAAGGUUGGCGACACAUUACAAAAUAAAGGAUCAGUAUUAUUACCAACUGAUUCAUCAGCACGCGUAUUGGAGUUGGCUUAUCUUUUAGAUCAACAUUGGGCUUUUCAUCAGUUGUCAUAUCCACUUAUCUUGUUAACUCAUCAAAGUUACCGUACAAUCCAGUACACUAAAAGUAUGCUAGAAUGGAUGGGUGAUGCUAUCAAAAGACAUUUUGACACAAAAAGAGAAAACCCUUUUGAAUUUAGGUAUCUAAAAUUAUGUCAUAGAUAUAAAGAUCUUGCAAAAUAUCCGGGACCAAAAGUGGUACUUGCAAGUAAUGUUAGUUUAGAAACAGGGUUUUCCCGUGAAUUUUUAUUCGAAAUAUCAAAAUCAGAUAUAAAUGCUCUUAUUCUGACUGAUCGUGGACCACCAAAUUCUUUGGCAAGAAAGUUAUAUCAUGAAUGGGAUCGUAAAAGUCAAACAAGUCAAGGAGUUGUCAAACCAGCAGCUGCUUUGGAUUUAACUAUUAACCUGAUGAUUAAUAAAAAAGUUCCUUUAGAAGGUGCUGAGCUUUUAGAAUAUAAAGCAGAACAACGCAAGAAGCAGGAAAGAGAGGCAGCACAGGCAGCGCUUAUAGCCAAAUCUUUGUCAAUAAUUGAAGAAGAUGAGACAGAUGAUGAAGAGUCGGAAGCAGGAGAUACUGACAUGGAGGAAUUAUUAGCAAAACAAUUUGACCUUUAUGUGCGCGAUGCAACAAAAUAUGGAGGUUUUUUUAAACAAACACAAAGUUAUUUGAUGUAUCCAUUUGUUGAAAAAAGGAAAAGAUAUGAUGACUAUGGUGAGAUUAUUCCAUCUGAUAUGUUUAAAAGAGUUGGUGGAUCAAUUGGUACCGAGGGAAUUGGUAUUGAGCCAAUUGGUGAUAGAGAUGAUAUGGGUGGUGGGGAUAAAGAGGAGUUUGAUAAGGACAAUAAUAAUUCUUCUUUGGAUUCCAAUGUUCCAACCAAAUAUGUAUUGUAUGAUGAGGAUGUUACUUUCAAAUGUCAAAUACGAUUUAUAGAUUUGGAGGGAACUAAUGAUGGAAGGUCAUUGAAAACCAUAGUACCACAAGUACAACCUAGAAAAUUGAUUGUUGUACAUGCAUCACAAGAAGCCACGAAAGAUUUUGCUCAAAGCUGUUUAGCUCUGGAAUCAAUGACCAAAGACAUUUAUACUCCAGAUGUUGGAGAAACUUUGAAUGUUUCGGCUGCAAUAAAUUUUUAUCAAGUCAAAUUGACUGAUUCAUUAAUCAGUUCAUUGAAUUUUUCAAAGGAACAAGAAGAACAACUUUUAGAAAAUUUAUCAUAUCUUAAUAUUUUAGAACAAGAAUUACACCGUAAAAGUAAAGAAAUAGAAAAUGAGGAGCGAAUUUUGAAAGAGAGAGAACAAGAACUUGAAAAUAGGAAGCAACGCUUAAAAUCCAUCAGUUCAAAAUCCAGCUCUGAUUCUGAUUUAUCUAAAAACACAAAGAACACUUCUGCUACUAACACUAUUUUAGACAAUGACAGCAAUGAUGAAAUUCCAUUAAAAGAUGUUGAACAACAUUCUUUAUAUAAUGAAAGUAGCCUUUAUCCUGACACAGCUGUACAAUCAAUUCUCUCGCAAGGUUUAUCAAGUAUUAGUAGUCAUCACCUGCAAUCAUCUGUUGAUAGUGCAUCAAAUUCUUCUACCAUAAACGACGAAAUCAUUCGGCAACAGCAACAAAAUCAACAACAUUUAUUACAAAGACAAAUUCUUGAUCUUCCAGACAAUUCUCGUUUUUUAUCACCCAAUCCAUCAGAAGAUGCGUGGUCUGAAAUUGGAUCUAUUAUUUCAGAGGAUGUUGGAAGUGAAAUGUCAUCUGCAGUUGACAUUGAUAUGGAAGAAACACAAAUCCUAAUCUGGGCUCAACCAGUUUUGAUUCCUUUCUUUAUGAUACAUUCAGUGAGAUUAACUUACAUCUUAAUAGAAGAACAACAAAAUAGUCAAUACAAUGGACCUAAAUUUAAAUUACCACUUGUUUUAAAUGUUUAUCAAGGUUUAUUGUCAUGUUCUGCACCGAUUUUUACAUUGGUAGAAGCAAUUGCUACUUCCAUGCUUAUUUUAGAAAUUAGACGUUAUGUCAAAGAAACGCUCGAGGAUGAAGAUUUGAUACAUAAUAAGAUUUAUUUUUUGAUAAUAUCGAUAAUUACCAACAUAAUAUCAAUUUAUUUUCUAUAUUAUAUAUAUGAUGGUUCAGGAAUGGAUAUAUUAUCUGCAACUCUUAUUGGUUCUGUUUUGACUUUAGCCAUUACAAUUUCAAUCGUUUGUUUGAUUUUCAAUAAAGGAAGUAUCGUUGAUAUUUCACUUUUGUUUGCUUAUACUAUUUAUUGUAUAUACAUGCUAUCACUUAACUGGAAGGAUGAUGGUACAAAAUUAAAAGGAGGAUAUCGAACAGAUUCAACAAUGCCAAUAUUCGAGGAUCUAAAACCACUUCCGCUUUUAAUAUACCUUGAUUUUGAUUUGAUGGACUUUAUUAAUCUAUUUUACAAUUUAAAUUUUCACAUAUUAUUGAAAAAAUUUUCAGAACUUAUUUUUAAUUUUAAAUAUGUUUCAGUAAUUGAAAAGGCAUUUUCAUUAAACAUGUUUGUAUCAUUAAUUUAUCGAACUGUGAUAAUUUCAAAGUUAUUAUAUUCUGUUCAAAUGCAAGAAAAAAAUGAUGAAUUUGAUAUCGAAGAAGAACAUUUGGGGAAAAGGCUUUAUGAGAUAAUAACGUCAUUAUCUACAUCAAUAAUUAUUGCAGUGUAUACACAUCUUUUACUUUGUCAUUAUGGUUAUUUGGAAUGUGAUGAUUAUUUUUGGAGAUGGAUAGACAUUAUCUUAUGUUGGGCUUUUUACAUAUAUGUUGUUAGAGAAGAGGAGAAUUAUUAUUGA